Mycotypha africana is the source of this 165-nucleotide messenger RNA. RefSeq names its product homeobox domain-containing protein. The transcript has a single exon. Lineage: Eukaryota; Fungi; Mucoromycota; Mucoromycetes; Mucorales; Mycotyphaceae. The annotation marks the transcript as partial. Gene Ontology annotation, molecular function: DNA-binding transcription factor activity, RNA polymerase II-specific; RNA polymerase II cis-regulatory region sequence-specific DNA binding. The record is from RefSeq and is a predicted model, not a curated record. Gene Ontology annotation, biological process: cell differentiation; regulation of transcription by RNA polymerase II.
AAACAUCGUCGCCGUACCUCACGCGCUCAAUUUAAGGUAUUGGAGUCCGCUUUUCUUGGAAACCCAAAGCCUAAUGCAGCAGUACGUCGAUGGCUCGCUGAAACUUUGGUGAUGACACCUCGUGGAGUUCAGGUUUGGUUUCAAAAUCGCAGAGCCAAAGAUAAA